AUGAGAUUCAAACCUCCACCGUCAAACUCGGAGAUCGGCUGGCGUGUAGAAUUUCGACCCACCGAGCUCCAGCUAACCGACUUUGAGAAUGCUGCCUUUGUCUGCUUUGUUGUCCUUCUCACACGCACCAUCCUUAGUCUCAAACUUAAUCUUAUGAUUCCAAUAUCGCGCGUCGACGAGAAUAUGCACACGGCGCAACUCCGAAAUGCAGCCAAGACAGAAAAGUUUUUUUUCCGUCGUGGUGAACUUCUCACUACAGGUAUUGUCAUCCUCACUUCAAAUAGUCGGAGUACCUACCUUAUGCAUAUUUAA
Messenger RNA from Protopolystoma xenopodis, 312 nucleotides. The record is from the annotation of a GenBank genome assembly. Lineage: Eukaryota; Metazoa; Platyhelminthes; Monogenea; Polystomatidea; Polystomatidae.